This is a messenger RNA of Salarias fasciatus (jewelled blenny), 2051 nucleotides long. RefSeq names its product probable flap endonuclease 1 homolog. Bases 191 to 1246 code for a protein of 351 amino acids. NCBI's taxonomy places the organism in Eukaryota, Metazoa, Chordata, Actinopteri, Blenniiformes, Blenniidae. Gene Ontology annotation, molecular function: RNA-DNA hybrid ribonuclease activity; magnesium ion binding; manganese ion binding. The record is from RefSeq and is a predicted model, not a curated record. Gene Ontology annotation, cellular component: nucleus. The transcript has 11 exons.
GCAGUGGACGUAGAUUCAGAGAUGUGUCAUUUGAUUGGAUCUGCUCAUUAGAUUGGGGUGUAUUUAGAGAGAAAUACAGCUUUUAGGUUGACAUUCAGUCACGCGUCUCUUUUCUCUGGUUAUAUCCUGUCGUCCUGUCCUGGAUGUGGGGUUAGGCUGUAGGAUAAACAGUGGUGCCGGGGGCGACACGAUGGGGAUCACUAAACUGGCUGAUUUAAUCCGAGCAGAAGCUCCUGGAGCUGUUUCCCACAGAGACAUCAGUGAUUAUUCAGAAAAAGUGAUCGCGCUCGAUACCUCUAUUAUUGUGAACCAGUUCCGGGCUAAAGUACCACAUCUGAGCCUCCUGAUGGGAUUCUUCUACCGCACACUCACCUUCCUGGAACAUGACAUCAAGCCGGUGUUUGUAAUUGAUGGAAAGCCUCCUGUGGAAAAGACAGCUGUCCUUGAGAAGCGAGCUGAGGCAGCAGGCUGGACAUCCCACAACCGGACCGGCGCAGCAUCAUCCCAGAUCAAGGACUGUCUUCAGCUUCUGAAACACAUGGGAGUGCCUGUAAUCCAGGCUCCAGGGGACGCUGAGGCGCUGUGCGCCCAGCUGGUGAAAGACGGCACUGUGGACGCCGUGGCGUCGGAGGACAUGGACACGCUGCCAUUUGGAGCCAGUGUUCUUCUGCGUGGGCUGAAUGCCAGCAGAGACACUGAUGUGACUGAGUACUCCUUAGCCAAACUGGUGGAACAACUUCAAAUUAGUCAUGAGGAGCUCAUUGACCUGUGCAUCUUGCUGGGCUGUGACUACUGUGACAAGAUACCUGGUUUGGGUCCAAAGAAAGCUCUGAAGCUGAUCCAGAAGCACCGCUGCAUUGAAAAUGUGGUUUUACACGUCAACAGACAGACUCACCCUGUACCGCAUUUCUGGAAAUACAAAGAAGCGAGGAAGAUUUUUCUAGACACUCCUCACGUCCCGACUCCUGAGCUGACCUGGACCGAGCCGGACGAGGAGGCCUUGGUGUUCUUCCUCUGUCGCACCAAACACAACAGGGAGGAGAGGGUUCGCCGUCGGAUGGAGAAGUAUCGCGAGACACGGAAAAACAGACAGGAAGAGAGGGACAUGGACAAAAUGGCAGGACACAGCAGACAGACUCGCAUGGAGGAUUUCUGGAGAGUCACCAGGAAGAGAGCGCAAGGGAACACUUCUGUCGCAGCUGCAGACUCAUCAAGCAGCAGCAACAAGAGACCAAAGUUGAAAUAAACCUGUCACCACUGCUGCCUUCAAGCAACCAAAGGAUGGAGUUGUUUUUUUAAUCUUUAUUUCCCUCUGAAUAUUGUGUAUCGGUUUGACAGUAAGAUUGGAAAAUCAGUGAUUUUGAAAUUUUAAUUUGUGCCAUAAGAUACACUGUGUCCGCUUGUUUUACUUCUACAUUCUGAGGCUUUUCUUAAAGCUUGCAUUUUACGUUCUGUCAUUUAGAAAGUUGCUCAGUUUAAGAGGAUUAGCCGCUUCACAUGUUCAGUAAUGGUUUUACAGCUUCAGAGGUUGGAUAUUUCCCUCUUGGGUCACAGCUCAAUUCAAGUCAACCAUGAACAUGCAUCCUACAAGAUACUGACUUAAAGUCUUUGUCCUUAGAUGAAGCACUGCUUCCUCUGACAGUAAAAUAAUUUGAAUUUGUCCAAACAGCGGCGCUCCUGACAAUGUAAUUCACUGAGCAGUUUCAUUUGGCCUCCAGCAGUUUCCUGUAAGCCUCGGAGUUAGGAGAGCAGGAGGUGGUCGGCUAUGAAAGGGAACAGUGUGACCACUGUCAGGGGGGCCUCUCCUCAAGCCAAAACUGGAGACAGGGGACGUCUCAUCACUCCAUAUUCAAUGAGCACCUGUUGUGGAGAGGGAGCCAAGGCAGAGCCGACAGACUUGAAUUUUAAAACAUUCCCUGAAGUGGUGUAAAAAGAUACUUAGAUGUUCAAAUCCACGCAUUAAUAUGUAAAGUGUAUCAAUGCAGCAUUCUAUGUUUGAUAGUUCUAUACAUAAUGCUUUUCUGAUUUUUUGUAAUUAAAAUCAUGCUGAU